UGCAUAUUACUACAAUAAGAGUGAAGUAUUUCCCAUCCCAUGUGGGCUUCUUCUUCUCAUCCCAUCCCAAUCCCAAAUAUGCAUCCUACUAUUAUCAUUCUUUUGGAUCCCUUUCCCAUCUAUCCAUCUAUCUUCCUCCCCAUUCUUCUUCUUCACCUCCAAAUAAAUCAUUUUUCCUCGUCCUCGUCCUCUUCAUCAUCAUCAUAAUCAUGUGGGAAUCAGAAUCGGAAUCCAUGCGGGACUAUGGAAAUGGAGGAGGAGUCCUGUCAGGUAAUUCCAGGCCUACUGCUUCUCUGCCUGUGCCUGUAACUGUAACUGGCACCCUCCUCAAUGAUGGCUUCGAGCAAAGAGGCCUCUCCUGGUAUGUCUCCACUGACAUUCCCAGCGAUCUUCUUGUCCAAAUUGGAGACGUCAGUUUCCACCUCCACAAGUACCCUCUCCUCUCACGAAGCGGGAAGAUGAACAGACUCGUCUACGACUCCCGCGAACCCAAUUCCCAUUUCCGGCUCGACGACCUCCCCGGCGGCCCCGAAGCCUUCGAGCUCGCCGCCAAGUUCUGCUACGCCGUCGCCGUCGACCUCACCGCCGCCAACAUCUCCGGCCUCCGGUGCGCCGCCGAGUACCUGGAGAUGACCGAAGAUCUGGAAGAAGGCAACCUCAUCUUCAAGACGGAGGCCUUCCUCAGCUACGUCGUCCUCUCCUCCUGGCGCGACUCCAUCCUCGUCCUCAAGACCUCCGAGAACCUCUCCCCCUGGGCCGAGAAUCUUCAGAUCGUCCGCCGCUGCAGCGAAUCCAUCGCCUGGAAGGCCUGCGCCAAUCCCAAGUCCAUCCGCUGGCACUACACCGGAAAACCGUCCCUCCGAUCAUCUUCUUCAUCCUCCAGCCCCAAAUGGACCCACAACAACAGCAACGAUCCCUCCACCAGCCCUAGCCGGACCGCCGCCGCCGCCGCAGUCCCGCCGGACUGGUGGUUCGAGGACGUCUCCAUUCUCAGAAUCGACCACUUCGUCCGCGUCAUCACCGCCAUUAAAGUCAAAGGCAUGCGCUACGAGCUCAUCGGCGCCGCCAUCAUGCACUACGCCGCUAAAUGGCUCCCCGGAUUAACCAAAGACGGCGGCGCCGACGGAGGCAGCAGCAGCUCCGACAACACAGCCUGGAAAGGCGGCCUGCACAUGAUCGUCGCCGGCAACAGGGAGGAGCCGCCGGCGCCGGCGCCGGCAACCCAGGCAAAGGAUCAGCGCAUGAUCGUCGAAAGCCUGAUCAGCAUAAUCCCGCCGCAAAAAGACAGCGUGUCGUGCAGCUUCCUCCUGCGGCUCCUCCGAAUGGCGAACAUGCUGAAAGUGGCUCCGGCGCUGGUGACGGAGCUGGAGAAGCGCGUGGGUAUGCAGUUCGAGCAGGCGACGCUGUCGGAUCUCCUCAUCCCUUCUUACAGCAAGACCGACACCAUGUACGAUGUCGAUCUCGUCCAGCGCCUCCUCGAACACUUCCUCGUCCAGGAGCAAUCCCAAUCCCAUUCCCAAUCCUCCAGCCCCACCAGACAUCAUCACCAUCAACAUCAUCAUCAAGACACCAAAAUGUACGAUAAUCUCCAGAGAUCAUCCACCAAUCCCAACGCCAAAAUGCGCGUCGCCAGGCUCGUCGACAGCUACCUCACCGAGGUUUCCCGCGACCGCAACCUGUCCCUGACGAAAUUCCAGGUCCUUGCCGAGGCUCUUCCCGAAUCAGCAAGAACCUGCGACGAUGGACUCUAUCGAGCAGUCGAUUCCUAUCUCAAGGCGCAUCCGACAUUGACAGAGCACGAGCGGAAGAGGCUGUGCCGGGUGAUGGACUGCCAGAAGCUCUCGAUCGACGCCUGCAUGCACGCAGCGCAGAACGAGAGGCUCCCGUUAAGGGUCGUCGUGCAGGUCCUGUUUUCCGAGCAGGUGAAGAUCAGCAACGCGAUCGCCAGCAGCAGCGCAGUCAAGGACAGCACCGGCGACUACAGUUACCAGCCAAUGGUGACGAAUCGGAAGACCCUUCUAGAAGGUACGCCCCAGUCAUUCCAAGAAGGAUGGGCCGGGGCGAAGAAGGACAUCAAUACACUGAAGUUCGAGCUCGAGAGCUUGAAGGCCAAGUAUCUUGAGCUCCAGAACGACAUGGAGACGUUGCAGAAACAGUUCGACAAGGUGAGCACAAAGCCUAAGCAAUCUUCGGGGUGGGCGUCGGGGUGGAAGAAGCUGAGCAAGCUUGCAAAAAUGACGGAGAGCAACGAACAAGCGAGUCAAAUGGCGAAUACGGAUCAACCUAGGAAGGGUCCGAGACGAUGGAGGAAUUCGAUCUCCUAAUCUUGCGGGCUAUGUCAAGAUUCGAUUUUGAUUCCGACUUUGAUCUCAGGGUACUCAAAGAAAGUAGUAUUGUGAUGCUAUAUAGAGUUCUGAUUGAUUAUGGUCUUGUGUGUAUUGUGGUCUGUUUAGGUAGUUUGGAAUGCGUUUCCCUACAUACUUUACUCACUAUCUUUAUAAGAAAACAUUCAUUCUUUUA
This is a messenger RNA of Andrographis paniculata, 2520 nucleotides long. RefSeq names its product root phototropism protein 3-like. The record is from RefSeq and is a predicted model, not a curated record. Lineage: Eukaryota; Viridiplantae; Streptophyta; Magnoliopsida; Lamiales; Acanthaceae. Gene Ontology annotation, molecular function: protein binding. The coding region runs from base 210 to 2324 and encodes 704 amino acids. The transcript is spliced from 3 exons.